Molecule: messenger RNA, 672 nt
Organism: Penicillium psychrosexuale
Lineage: Eukaryota; Fungi; Ascomycota; Eurotiomycetes; Eurotiales; Aspergillaceae
Product: ESCRT-III subunit protein DID4
Exons: 5
Coding region: 1-672 (223 amino acids)
Biological process (GO): late endosome to vacuole transport; endosome transport via multivesicular body sorting pathway; protein transport
Cellular component (GO): multivesicular body; ESCRT III complex
Source: RefSeq, a predicted model, not a curated record
AUGAAUAUUGUCGAGUGGGCUUUCGGAAAGCGCAUGACCCCCGCAGAACGUCUGCGUAAACACCAGCGUGCCUUGGACCGAACACAGCGGGAGCUUGACCGAGAGCGAGUGAAACUAGAGAACCAAGAGAAGAAGCUGGUACAAGACAUCAAGAAGAGUGCCAAAAAUGGUCAAGUUGGUGCCUGCAAGAUCCAGGCCAAGGAUCUGGUUCGGACACGGAGAUAUAUUCAGAAGUUCUAUCAAAUGCGCACGCAAUUACAGGCUAUUUCUCUACGCAUCCAGACUGUCCGAAGCAACGAACAGAUGAUGCAGUCGAUGAAAGGAGCCACAAUGCUUCUGGGUAGUAUGAACAGACAGAUGAAUCUCCCCGCACUGCAACGGAUCGCGAUGGAAUUUGAACGAGAAAACGAUGUUAUGGACCAACGGCAAGAGAUGAUGGAUGAUGCGAUCGACGAGGCCACAGGAAUGGAAGGCGAAGAAGAGGAAGGAGAAGAUAUCUUGAAGGAGGUUUUGGACGAGAUUGGUGUCGAUCUGAACCAGGCGCUUGGCGAAACACCCCAACACAUACAGAAAGCACCAGUGAAUGAAACUCGAGUUGCGCAGGCUAUUGGAGGGGGAGGCAAUACUAGUGAUGAUGACCUCCAAGCAAGACUGGACAGCCUUCGGCGAUGA